Messenger RNA from Anthostomella pinea, 756 nucleotides. The record is from the annotation of a GenBank genome assembly. Lineage: Eukaryota; Fungi; Ascomycota; Sordariomycetes; Xylariales; Xylariaceae.
AUGGCACACCCAGCAACCCGCCUCCUCCCAAGGCCCGGCCUCACCUCCUCCUGGUCCAGCCUCACGCCCUCGACCCUCCUCACCCGCACAGCCGCCAGCAGCAACCCCCUAACCCACUGCCGCCCCUUCCUCUCCUCGCUCCUCAACCAGACCUCCACCCCACAAGAGCUCACAGCGCAGCGCACGCUCCCCUACAACCACCGCCAGCUCUACGACCUAAUCGCCGACAUCGACGCCUACUCGACCUUCCUGCCCUACUGCAAGACAUCGCGCGUAACGCAGUGGACGCCCCACCCCGACGCCGACGGCCGCCGCUGGCCCACGCAGGCGGACCUGACGGCCGGCUGGGGCGGCAUCGAGGACACGUACACGAGCCGCGUGUUCUGCAUCCCGGGCUCGGGGAUUGUCGAGGCGAUCAGCGGCGACGAGGGGUGCACGGAGAUCCCCGCCUCCGUUCUAGCGCAACACAAACUACAAGAUUCAGGACCCCCUCCUUCCCAGGGUCGCGAGGGCGAGAACAAGGACGCCGUGUUCAAGAGCCUGAUCACGCGGUGGACCAUCACCCCCGCGGCGGACGCGACGCGUCCCGACCGCUUCCAGUCCGACUGGAGCGACGUGCGGCUGAGCAUCAAGUUCCGCUUCGCGAACCCGCUGUACGGCGCCGUGAGCGCGGCCGUCGCCGACAAGGUGGCGCCCGUCAUGGUGGACGCCUUCGUCGCGCAGGCGAGGCGGAUACUUGGAGAGCCGGGGAGGUGA